Molecule: messenger RNA, 636 nt
Organism: Amborella trichopoda
Lineage: Eukaryota; Viridiplantae; Streptophyta; Magnoliopsida; Amborellales; Amborellaceae
Source: RefSeq, a predicted model, not a curated record
AGAGAGAGAGAGAGAGAGAGAGAGGUAGAGGAGAGAAAAUGAAUGAUUAGAGGAGUUGCAGGGGUUGUUCUGUGUAGCAGGGAGAUGUCAAGUGGGUGUAGCAUAGUGUGGUUCAGGAGGGAUCUGAGAGUUGAAGAUAACCCUGCUCUCUCAGCUGGCGUGAGAGCUGGUUCAGUGGUUGCAGUCUUUAUAUGGGCGCCUGAAGAAGAGGGUCAUUACUAUCCAGGAAGGGUCUCUAGGUGGUGGCUCAAGCAAAGUCUUACUCAUCUUGAUAGUUCAUUGAGGAGCCUUGGAACUUGCCUCAUAACCAAGAGGUCAUCUGAUAGUGUUUCCUCUCUCUUGGAGGUUGUCAAGUCCACUGGUGCAACCCGCGUCUUCUUUAACCAUCUCUAUGACCCCCUAUCUCUUGUAAGGGAUCAUAGAUCAAAGGAAGUUCUGACCGCUCAAGGAAUAGUGGUCCGUUCAUUUAAUGCGGAUUUGCUCUAUGAACCAUGGGAAAUUCACGACCCAAAUGGGCAACCCUUCACCACUUUUGCAGCAUUUUGGGACAGAUGCCUUAGCAUGCCUUAUGACCCAUCUGCCCCUCUGCUCCCACCCAAAAGAAUAGUCUCAGGUAUUUAAUUGUAUAUAUUUACU